AUGGAUAUUAGCUCACUUAUCCUAAUAGUUGGGGAUGGGCUAAACUGGUUCUUAGUUAAAGAGUUUCUUACUACAUUAGGCGAUAAGGAUUAUUUAGAGGUUUUUAGUUUCUAUAAAACGCUUAAGUCGCUAAUAGCACAAAAGGAAAACAGUAUAAAGCAUAUCUACGUAAUUGCUCACACGUAUUCUAAUAUAGUUAAAUUUAGGCCUCGAGAUUAUAAAUAUACUAACGUUCGUGAUAGGCUUAGGGGUCUUACUCAGCGAGCUUUAAUACCUCAAGGAUUAGUAGAGCUACGUAUAAGGGUAGCACUCUACGGUCUUAGUGGUAUUAGUCUUAGUCGCUAUAUUCCGGAGUGUAGGCAUAGAUUAGUUAUUAUUAUAACUAGGAAUAAGAAGGUAGGGUUAAGGCUAGCCCGAGGAAAGCUUCUAAUUAAGGUCGGUAAUAUAAAUGAUAAAGAAGCAUACUCACUACUAUAUAUAAUCCUAGAGGAUAAGGAGAUUUUAGAAGAUAAUAUAUCUCUUCUCUCAUCCAAGCUUAAACAUUUACUACUCGCCCUUAUAUAA
Clonostachys solani is the source of this 564-nucleotide messenger RNA. Lineage: Eukaryota; Fungi; Ascomycota; Sordariomycetes; Hypocreales; Bionectriaceae. The record is from the annotation of a GenBank genome assembly.